Molecule: messenger RNA, 1882 nt
Organism: Oncorhynchus kisutch (coho salmon)
Lineage: Eukaryota; Metazoa; Chordata; Actinopteri; Salmoniformes; Salmonidae
Gene: slc7a8a
Product: solute carrier family 7 member 8a
Exons: 11
Coding region: 1-1590 (529 amino acids)
Biological process (GO): neutral amino acid transport; amino acid transmembrane transport
Cellular component (GO): membrane
Molecular function (GO): neutral L-amino acid transmembrane transporter activity; L-amino acid transmembrane transporter activity
Source: RefSeq, a predicted model, not a curated record
AUGACGAACGGACCAAGGCAACGGGGCAGCGCAGCGGCGUCUGGCGGGGAUGCUGUCUCCGAGUCCGGGAAGGAGUCAGGAGGGGUGGCUCUGAAGAAAGAGAUCGGCCUUGUGAGCGCCUGCGGAAUUAUUGUUGGUAACAUCAUCGGGUCGGGGAUAUUCGUCAGCCCUAAGGGUGUGAUGGAGAACGCCAGUUCGGUGGGUCUGGCGCUGAUCGUGUGGAUCGUCACUGGCAUCAUCACGGCCAUCGGGGCGCUGUGCUACGCCGAGCUGGGUGUCACCAUCCCCAAGUCAGGGGGAGACUACGCAUACGUCAAGGACAUCUUCGGAGGACUGGCAGGAUUCCUGCGUCUGUGGAUCGCAGUGCUGGUGAUCUACCCCACCAACCAGGCGGUGAUCGCCCUCACCUUCUCCAACUACGUCCUACAGCCCCUCUUCCCAACCUGCUUCCCCCCGGAGAACGGACUGCGCCUGCUGGCCGGCGUCUGCCUACUGUUGUUGACGUGGGUGAACUGCUCCAGUGUGCGAUGGGCCACCAGAGUCCAGGACAUCUUCACAGCCGGCAAGCUGCUGGCCCUGGCUCUCAUCAUUAUCAUGGGCAUCGUGCAGAUCUGCAAGGGAGAGUACUAUUGGCUGGAGCCAGCGAAUGCCUUCGAGCCCUUCCAGGAGUACGACGUGGGACUGAUAGCCCUGGCCUUUCUACAAGGCUCCUUCGCCUACGGGGGAUGGAACUUCCUCAACUACGUCACUGAGGAGCUGGUCGACCCCUAUGUGAAUCUUCCUCGCGCCAUCUUCAUCUCCAUCCCCUUGGUGACGUUCGUCUACGUAUUCGCUAACAUCGCCUACGUCACUGCCAUGAGUCCUCAGGAGCUGCUGGCCUCCAACGCUGUUGCCGUGACAUUUGGUGAGAAGCUGCUGGGAGUGAUGUCAUGGAUCAUGCCCAUCUCUGUAGCUCUGUCCACCUUCGGAGGGGUUAACGGAUCCCUCUUCACCUCCUCACGGUUGUUCUUUGCUGGAGCCAGAGAGGGCCACCUCCCCAGUCUUCUGGCUAUGAUCCAUGUGAAGCGCUGCACCCCCAUCCCUGCUCUGCUCUUCACUUGUCUGUCCACCCUGCUGAUGCUGUGCACCAGUGACAUGUACACCCUCAUCAACUACGUGGGCUUUAUCAACUACCUCUUCUACGGGGUCACUGUUGCCGGGCAGAUUGUGCUGCGCAUCAAGCAACCCGACAUGCACCGACCAAUCAGGAUCAGUCUGGCAUGGCCUGUGAUCUAUCUGUUGUUCUGGGCCUUCCUGCUCAUCUUCUCCCUGUACUCUGAGCCCGUGGUGUGUGGCCUCGGUAUGGCUAUCAUGUUGACUGGAGUACCUGUCUACUUCCUGGGUGUCUACUGGGACAACAAGCCCGCGUGCUUCAACACAUUCGUUGCCAAGAUGACCUACCUGGGCCAGAAGUUCUGUGUGGUGGUGUAUCCAGGGGAGACGAAGGGAGGCGAGGAGGCAGGGAGCGGGGAGGAGUGCGAGCAGCUGAAGGAGUCGCGGGCUCCUCUCUCGCAGGAGGACGGCGAGACACAAAAGUCUGCAGACUGCUGAACACACACCUUGACUAACCCCCCAACACCUCAACAUACACACACAGACACACACAAACUCAGAGAAACACACUCUCGUUGAGGUAGUCAAAGUUUCAGGUAUAUCACUAUGGCAGAGGGGAGUUAACACCCACACACUCACAGACUUGGAAACAUUCAGUGACACACACUGUUAUUUUAAUGUGUUCAGAAGUCUGAUUGUAGCUUUGUUUCAAUCACGAAUGCUGUGCCAAAUAGAGAAACGGAGGAGAUGGGGGUGGGAGGAGGUGGGAAGGAGGAGGAGAUGGAGGUGG